GCAGAGUCCACCACCAUCGAACGUCCUCUUUACUCAAAAGAUUUAUUUAUUUAUUUAUUUGGCUUUGUUUGUUGGAUUCUUUAAUUGGAGGAAAGUUGAGUUGAUAGAACAACACGAGAUUGGGAGAAGAGAGACAAAGAGAAGUUUGAAAGGGAACGUGGCUUGAGAAGGCGACAGUCAGCCAGAGCGAACGAGCCAUUGCCCAGCCUGACCGCUCACACCAACGCUGAGGAUAGCGACGAGAGGCUACUUAUACAGUCAUCCAACACCUUCAACCUGCUUUCCAUUCCACUCUCAACACCAUCGCUCACAACACAAUAUCGAUAUGGCAUCUCAGAAAUAUGACGCUCCCGGUGCACCCCCAGCCUACCCACAAUCACCGCCUCCCGCCCACACCGACUCCUCCUCACCCUAUCCACACUCGGAGUCCCCCUACCCACCGCCCGGCCAACCCCAACCCUACCAACAGCCAUACUACGGAGGCACCAACUCUCCUCCGCCCGCAAACGCAGACUACUACGGCGCAUCACCGAAUCCGUAUCAACAACAGGGGCCGCCCGGCCCGUACCAACAGGGACCGUAUGGGCCUCCCCAGCCGGGCAUGUAUUAUCAGCAGGGACCGCCACCGCCGGGGGGCUAUUAUGGGGAUAGGAGGGGUGGGGGGGCUGGAGGAGGAUUGGCUGCCGGGCUGUUGGCGGCGUUGGCGUGUUGUUGUUGUUUGGAUUGUUUGUUUUAAGGGAGGGAAUAGCACGGGAGUGGUGAGGAUAUAAGAAGAUGCUAGGGAUGGAGGAGAGAGGCGGUAUCUUGCGCCUGCUGGACGGGUUAAUACUUGGGAUGAAUCUCUACAUGUUUGUGUGGGCAGAAAAGUGACUAAGAUGCCGUCGCUUUGUCAUUUGGUUUCCUUUGGCAUGGAUGGAAUAAAACUGAGGAUGGUAGAAUCGCGGAUUGGGCUCGGUUUCUUUGGCGUCGAAUUGCGGUACUGUGUGUACUCACAGUUUUUUUUGAGUUUUUUUUUGCAAUGCAUAGGUAUAUAUAAUCCUUAAAGAAUGUUGAUUGUGGUUGUGGCUCAGUGUCUCUACACCUGUUGUAGGAUGGGCUAGAAUGAUGGCAUAAUCAGGAACGGAUCCUGCCUUGCGACUGAUUUCUGUCUUACUUUCCAACACUAUCGGAUGAUACUAUAGAAUACAAAUGUUAUCAGGGGGAAUCUAG
Lindgomyces ingoldianus is the source of this 1209-nucleotide messenger RNA. RefSeq lists its product as uncharacterized. The record is from RefSeq and is a predicted model, not a curated record. NCBI's taxonomy places the organism in Eukaryota, Fungi, Ascomycota, Dothideomycetes, Pleosporales, Lindgomycetaceae. The transcript is spliced from 2 exons. Bases 342 to 770 code for a protein of 142 amino acids.